Messenger RNA from Rangifer tarandus platyrhynchus (Svalbard reindeer), 993 nucleotides. Lineage: Eukaryota; Metazoa; Chordata; Mammalia; Artiodactyla; Cervidae. The record is from the annotation of a GenBank genome assembly.
AUGGACUCGGACGCCAGUCUGGUGUCUAGCCGGCCGUCGUCGCCGGAGCCCGAUGACCUUUUCCUGCCGGCCCGAAGCAAGGGCAGCGGGGGCGGCGCCUUCACGGGGGGCACCGUGUCGUCGUCCACGCCGAGCGACUGCCCGCCGGAUCUGAGCGCCGAGCUGCGGGGCGCCAUGGGCGCGGCGGGCGCGCACCCGGGGGACAAGCUGGGCGGCGGCGGCGGCGGCGGCUUCAAGUCCUCCUCGUCCAGCACCUCUUCGUCCACGUCGUCGGCGGCCGCGUCGUCCACCAAGAAGGACAAGAAACAGAUGACGGAGCCCGAGCUGCAGCAGCUGCGCCUCAAGAUCAACAGUCGCGAACGCAAGCGGAUGCACGACCUCAACAUCGCCAUGGACGGGCUGCGCGAGGUCAUGCCUUACGCGCACGGCCCGUCGGUGCGCAAGCUCUCCAAGAUCGCCACGCUGCUGCUGGCGCGCAACUACAUCCUCAUGCUCACCAACUCGCUGGAGGAGAUGAAGCGACUGGUGAGCGAGAUCUACGGAGGCCACCACGCCGGCUUCCACCCGUCGGCCUGCGGCGGCCUGGCGCACUCGGCGCCCCUGCCCGCAGCCUCGGCUCAUCCGGCGGCCGCGGCGCACGCGGCGCACCACCCUGCCGUGCAUCAUCCCAUUCUGCCUCCGGCCGCCGCCGCCGCCGCCGCCGCUGCGGCCGCCGCCGCGGUGUCCAGCGCCUCCCUGCCCGGCUCUGGGCUGUCGUCGGUCGGCUCCAUCCGGCCCCCUCACGGCCUGCUCAAGUCUCCGGCGGCGGCGGCGGCGGCGGCGGCAGCGGCCCCGCUUGGGGGCGGCGGCGGCGGCGGCGGGGGCACUGGCGGCUUCCAGCACUGGGGCGGCAUGCCUUGCCCCUGCAGCAUGUGCCAGGUGCCCCCGCCGCACCACCACGUGUCGGCCAUGGGCGCCGGCAGCCUGCCACGCCUCACCUCCGACGCCAAGUGA